AUGGUUUUGCCGGGCGGCGCUAUGGGCUGUUUACUUUGCGCUUAUCCCGUCCACGCCGCUUGCCGCCCUGGUAACACACGACGCGUGACAUCAUCAACCACUUCGACUUCAUCUCUGUUGACCUUCUUGAUGAAGUCUGCGAACUUGUGCAAAUCAAACACCUUCGACAGAAUACUCAACCUCAUCAGAACCAUCACGCCUUCAAUCGAAGAGAGCGGUUCGAGUCGUCGGAAGGCUCGUCAAAUGGAGAGGAGCAAGGAGGCAGCGGAGUACGAGUUUUCCGGCCGCUUCACCACGGUGGAGGAUGCCAUCACUCACAUCAGCGCCGGCACGCGCGACGACACCCUGAAGAAUGAUGAUGUCGAAGAGGUGGAGGCAAACCUCGUCGAGUGGUCGAAGCGACUCUUUCGUGCACUGGACCACACUCCAGCCUCAACAAACGACAAAUUGAAGGGCAACCAGCAAGCCUUCUACAAGGACGGGCAGGACAACGCCUCUAUCGCGAUCCACAACCAGAUGCGCUCGAAGGAACUUUGCGAGCUGGUCGAAGCUCGCGUCGUGGCAACUGUCGGCGCGGCGAUCGCUGUCCAUAAGACGGGAAUUCCUCGACGUGUGUCUCUGGAACAAGGAUCUCGCCGGUCUGGGUUGGCGCCGGAACUGGGUAUCACAUGCUCAGAACGUCUCGAGCGAAUGAUUAAGGCCGUGCAAGACAACAAGGCUAUCGCGAAGGAUGUGGUUGAAGGUGAUUUCGAAAAGCUGGUCUCCCCGUUCGAGAGCCAUCAACCCAACAAUUACAUCGAUUCCUGGUCCGUAUUCACUGCACCAAGUCGACUUAAGAAGAAGCAAUCCACUCCUACGCGCAAGCUACGAGGAACGAUAGCAGAUCCCAGCUGGCUGCUAGAUUUCGACAAUCCGGAUGACACAGAAGGAGAUGAAGCACGAUUCGACGGGGGUCAAGGAAUAGUUUACGACAAUUCAAUCGCAACUCACGGGGGAAGCGGAACGUACCUGCCACUCACACGCGUGGACAACAGCAGCGAAUCGAGACACGCCAACCAUCAACAAGGCCAGUACAUCCACGACCGACCGCAUGCCAACGACUCUUCGACGCAAUGGAGAAGCACGCCCGCACCUCAGCGAAAAGAUAGCAUGAUGGAUAAUUCAGCGUCUACAAAGCCCAAUGGAUCAUCACGAAACACUUCAUCCACCGUCAACUCUAAGCCGAAGAAGACCUCAGGGGUCCAGGGACAAGCUCCACCCGUCGUGAAGUACAACGACGCAUCCGAACAUCAGUAUGGCGGAAGCUUUGGAGCGCCUGGUGUAGCUCGCUCCCACAUCGAUGGUCGCUGCACAAUCCCGGAAGUCAAGAACGAUAACGCAGACCAGGUGGAACUCGACCGACGUUCCUCGGGGCUCGCUUUUAAGAAGCAAUCUACUCCUGUGCGCAAGCUGCAAGGAACGAUAGCAGACCCCAGCUGGCUGCUGGAUUUCGACGAUGUGAAUGGCACAGGAGGCGAUGAAGUGCAGCGAUCCAACGGCCAGGAAGUACCACAAUACGACAAUACGAUGCACACACUCUCAAGCGGAGAUGAUGAGCAUCCGACCGGAGCCUAUCAAUCCAACCAAAGCACCAUCGAUCGAGGACUCCACGAAAGCUACGAUCAACAAAGCGCCACUGGACAUAUCACACGUAAUGAAGCCGUGAUGGAGACUCAGCGACACAGCGCCACCAUGAAUGCUUCACAAUCUGCUUCAUACCCACCGAUAGCAACGCCAACUACCGCCCUCCAAGCAAAUGUCCCCAAGAAUGAACCGAAAGGCCGCCGUCCGACUCCGCUGGUUACCAAAGAAGCAGCAGCCGCCAACUACACAUUCUCCGGGAAGUUCAACACGCCAGGUGCAGCGCGCACUCAUCUCGAUGGGCGAUGCACGACUGUUACGGUGCAGCAAGACGAUCAUCAGCAGGUGGAGCUCGACUUUGAUGCUGGCGUGAAGCGACUCUUCGAAGCGUUGACACAUGCCCAUGACCCAUCACCAGAGUCACUCACCCCCGGACUAGAGAAGUACUACGCAAGCAACCAGGUCGAUGCCGCCACGAGACUGCACAAUCGCAUGAGUACUCUGGAGAUGUGCGAGUUGGUCGAAGCUUACGCUGGAGCAACCGUUGCAGCUAUCCUUUCGGUGCACAAGAACGGCGUGCCGCGACGUGUCUUCCUUGAGCGCAGUCUUGCCACCAGAGCUGGUCUGAAGCCUGAGAUGAAGAUCAAGUGCUCACAGCGCUUGGAAUUGGUGGUGAAGGCGGUCAAGGAGAACAAGAUCGUUGCCGAAGAUGUAAUUCACGGAGACUACGAUGAGCUUGUUCGCUCCCCGUCGGCUUACCUUAAGCGGAAAAUUGCGUACGUCAACAGCAAUGGGAAGAAAAAGGUCAAGGCGGAUGGAAAAAAGGGCGAACCAGCAGCAGGCGAUGCCCUCCUCCAGCACGGACCGCGUGUGAACACGCCAACUCCUCGCGCACUCGGUCCGGCUCCUCGCUUGAACCCUCCAAUGCCCACCGCUUUCAAGCCCGCGGCUCCGACUCCACUGCACGAGCAUAUGGAACCUUGCAGUUCUCUCGGAGCCCAGUACUCGAGAUAUGAUGACGGUCCAUCUGUGCCAAAGAAACGCCGCCGAGACCAUCCCAACGACAGCACUCGCUUUGACUCACCCUUCAACGUCGCGACUGGACCAAGCGACUCCUCCUCCGCAUCUCCUGACACAAACCUCAAUGGGCACGAGAACGCAUUCGGCAACUCUCCAUAUGGAAUGGAGUUGCCGAACUUCAACACAAGCAAUGAAGGAUUCGGCAGUUCAGCACCGACGGACUUCGGCGGGACGCAAUCCUUGGCUCAGUCUCAGCGCCCUUUCUACGAUACCUUCCCGGUGGGGCCUUUCGAUCAUAAUCCAUAUCCCGAUUUCUCGUUUUCUUACAUCAGCCCACAAGCCGGAGCUAUGCAGACAUCGUCAUCUCUUGCUCAGCCCGCAGCUUUCGAGGGCCCUCCAGCACACCGCAAUGGCGAUCAUGCCCCCUACUCGUUUCUCGCUUCUUUAAACCAGUCAGCUCAAAUUCCCGGCGUAUCCUUCUCCUCGCGACCAGCGUUCACCGACAGCAUGCUUGAAUCGAUGCCGGCCUAUUCCACAGGGGCUACGGAGAUGCUUGGUGAAUAUAGGAUGAAUGACCAAGCGGCGCUGAACACGAUGCAACGCCGCGAUGGACAGAGCCGCGGAACCCGCUCCAAGAAGCAGUCAUGA
Messenger RNA from Zymoseptoria tritici IPO323, 3288 nucleotides. RefSeq lists its product as uncharacterized. The transcript is spliced from 5 exons. The coding region runs from base 1 to 3288 and encodes 1095 amino acids. NCBI's taxonomy places the organism in Eukaryota, Fungi, Ascomycota, Dothideomycetes, Mycosphaerellales, Mycosphaerellaceae. The record is from RefSeq and is a predicted model, not a curated record.